AUGACUUUCGUCCGCAGCCACGCUGUGCAGACCCUGGCCGAGCCUGAGUUCUGGGCUUUUUGGGACAGGUUCGUGGAUGUGGUGUUUGUUGUUGACGUUGUGGUACCGUUCUUCUUCUCCUACGUGAGCUCGGAUGGCAAGGAGGUCGUAUCCUUGAGACGCAUCGCCCGGAGAUACAUUCUGGGAAACUUCACUAUCAACUUGAUCUCCAGCCUUCCAGAGCCUUUUGUCGAAGCGCUGGUCUCUCUGGCCCUAGCGGAGGACAUAAACUCGAACCAAGCGAACCGAGCGCUUCGGAUUAUCCGCAUGCAGCAGAUGACGAAGCUCUUGAAAUACUUGCGCGUGGUGAAGCUCAUUCAGCUUGUUGAGUGGGUCAAGCACUACAAGUUCGUCGCUGUGCUGAACCUACUCCUCGGACUAGUCUGGCUCGUUCACGUCCUGGCCUGUGGAUGGUAUCUUUGCGCUGCUCUCCACGAUGACCACAUGGAAACCUGGUUGGCUUUCCGCCUCGUCAACCAAGAACAAGAUAUGCUGCUAUACAGACCACCGAUGGAGCAAUGGAUCCAUGCCGUUUACUUUGUCUUUACCGUCUUCACGACGGUUGGCUUCGGCGAUUUCUCGGUGAAAACCCUUCCGGAAGUCUUGUAUGUGUGCUUCACCAUGCUAAUAGGCACCGUGAUGCACAGCAUCAUCGUCGGAAAGGUGAUUUCCGAGGUCUCGCAGGACACCGAGUUGAAGUCUUUAGCACAGCAUCGGCAGCGCCUUGUUGCUGGAUUCAUGCAGCAUGCGCGGCUCCGCGGUCACAUGGCCAAGUCUCUGCAGAACUGGGUCCGCCACGGACUUCGAGAUGUACCGAGACAGCAUGACCUUGAGGAGAUGCAGCAGCUGAUCAUCACGGACAUGCCGUUGAACUUGGCCAGAGAGAUGCACGGCAGCCUUUUCGACGGCGAGCUGGCACGAAACACGUUUCUGACUCACCCCACAUUGCCCGGCAUACCGGCGCGAUUGCCGCUGCUGCUGUCGGUCGUCCUGGUGCCAAAGCUGUAUGAGCAAGCACAGAUCGUCUACCAGAAGGGCGAUCCUGCUUUCCACAUGUACCUCAUUCUGCGAGGCACCUUUGCCUUCGUGGCCACGCCUGUGCGCGACCACCAUAAACGGAAGUCUCAGCGCCUUAGCCGCGGCGACGGAGUCUUCAGCCCUUACCAGCUCUUCUCCUUUCACACCUACUUUGGAGACCUCGAACUCCAAUCAGAGAUCACUCUGCACCGGCCUGGAACAGUCCGGUGCGAGCUGGCUGGGGAAGUUCUGCGUUUGCCCAAAGGCGACUACACCAACUUGUGCCGUGACUUUCCGCAGUACGCGACCGUCUGGCGGAAUUACUCCCUGCGUCGGGAAGCUCGCCGGCAGCGCCUACGACAACAGCAUAGUGCAUCACUGACCUACGACCACUGGGCAGCCACACAGAUUCAGCGUUUCCUUCGCAAUGCCAAAUCCGGAGUUCGGAAGCUCAGCAAGCUCUCUGCUGGCGAUGCCACGCGCUCUCACAGUGCAGAUCUCAACGAACUUAUGCUGUCGCCUCGUGGAUACCGCAACUCCAAUAGCGCCGUCUCUCAGUGGGGUUCCACGGCCGCGAUGAUGGAGCUGGCGGCGCUUCGCGCCGAAAUGAGCCAAGCAAAGGCGCGGGAGCAGCAGAUGCAGAGGAGGCAUGAUGAGCUGAUGGGCGGCAUGAGGAUGCUGCAAGGUAUGCUGCAGCGCGUUGGUGAUCCUUCUGGCGUUACGCGACCAUCUGAUGUCGCGAUAUCGCUGUACCAUUCGAACGACGGCAAGACAUGCCUGUAG
Symbiodinium sp. CCMP2592 is the source of this 1839-nucleotide messenger RNA. NCBI's taxonomy places the organism in Eukaryota, Dinophyceae, Suessiales, Symbiodiniaceae. The record is from the annotation of a GenBank genome assembly.